This is a messenger RNA of Pyricularia pennisetigena, 2805 nucleotides long. RefSeq lists its product as uncharacterized. Gene Ontology annotation, biological process: spindle assembly; meiotic cell cycle; microtubule nucleation. The transcript is spliced from 2 exons. The coding region runs from base 1 to 2805 and encodes 934 amino acids. Gene Ontology annotation, cellular component: spindle pole; centrosome; equatorial microtubule organizing center. NCBI's taxonomy places the organism in Eukaryota, Fungi, Ascomycota, Sordariomycetes, Magnaporthales, Pyriculariaceae. Gene Ontology annotation, molecular function: gamma-tubulin binding; microtubule minus-end binding. The record is from RefSeq and is a predicted model, not a curated record.
AUGUCCAAUGUAGAUCAUUCGGCCAAUGUUUUUGCGACACCUGAUUUCUGGAGAUCGCCUAAGCGCCUCAAGUUGGUUGCCUCACCGGAUGACGAUGAAAUAGGCUCCUUUCAUCUGGAUUUGAAUGGGGAUUAUAACCCGCCACCACUGAGUCUGCUGCUACCAGAUGAUGGGAUUUUCAAGCUGCCUGCUUCUCUUGAACACCUGCCUCCGCAAUCCAUACUUUCGCAGCCCGAGAGCAUAUCAGAACCUGAGGAGCAAUCAGACAUAAGAUUCGAAGAUAUUUGGCUUCCUCUUUCUCAUGAACCAAAGGAUGAACCACAGCUGCGAACUUGGGAGACUUUCUAUGCUGGCGACGCCACCCCUGAAUCGUCGCGAAAUCCCGUCUUCAUCUCAGAGGCUGGUCCAGUAGUAUACGAUCAACUACUUUUUACCGGCGCCAUUUCUUCCUUGGCUGGUCCGGGACAAGAUUAUACGGCUCUCGACCCUUCCCAUUUCCUCAGUUGUCUGGUGUCCCUCGCACUUGGCCGUGGCUCCUUACUCUUCUCAUGGGACCCUCAAAAGAGGGCAUUCCGGCAGGACCUGAAAGAUGUCAGAUUAUCAGGCUUCUCGACCGAAGUACUUGGGGGUGUGACUUCAGUCUGUAUGGAGUGUGGGAAUGAUACGCGCUUUCUCCGCAACUUUAUUGAGAAAUCCUACGCAUCACACGCCUCCCCAUGCAGAGUGGCUUUGGCAAACUUCCUGGAUAGACUUCUAUGUGCGGUUCAAUCCAGGCUGGAGGCGAGAGUCCACUCCUUCAGGUCGUUGAUACAAAUGCAGGCCGGCGUCUACCCUUUGAGGUCCACCACUCAAUAUUUCAAGAGGCUCAUCUCCAAAGUCUCCAGAUCCACCACCGAUGAGAAGCUUCUUUCCCUGUUAUUCGAGGCGGCUCACACGGCCGAGUUUGGUGAUGAAUUCCUGCGCGUCAUUACCCGGGAUAUACUUCAAGCCGUGUCGAGACCCUGGCUCGAGUUUGCCGAGGAGUGGGCUGGUCUAAGGCGCGAGACUGGCAUUCCUAUUUCCAAGGAAGGACGCGGAAAGGGGUUUAUCACUGUCGACAGGCUACUUUACGGGGGAAAUACGGAGCAUGAACUGGAAGAUACCGAUUACUUUUUGAAGGAGGAGAAUGUUCCAUCAUUUUUCCCGGACGAUGUAGCCAAGCUACUAUUCGAGACGGGCAAGAAUCUCAGGUUCAUCUGGUCGUACCACGACGAUCACCCACUCUCACGCCCACAGACUUUAGGCGAGAGCCAAGCACCAGGACUCGACUGGAUGUUCAGAUGGGAAGAUAUCACCCGCCUGGAAUUAGAGGUCCUCGCUUAUGAACAGAGGCUAUCUGACACGGUCAAUAAGAUCAAGUCUUUGAGCUACGGACAACAUUGCACCAGCAAUGGCACUUCCUUACAAAGCAGCUGUACAAUCAGCCUAGAGCUCGACUGUUUUGGCGAACCUGAGCAAAUUAUUGAGGAGCGAAUCCUAGCAUCAAUCGCUCAACUCGACGGACCAGCGGUCUUGCCGCCCGUGGUCAGUGGUCAUACAUUGGAUGCGUUGGAGUCCUUGUUCUCCGGCAGACUUGAUGGUGAUCCAAUGCCCGUUGAGAGCUUCGCACCUCACUGGUCAUUAAUUCCAAGACUCUCAUUUGGGCCGGUUAUCCAGGCUCAAGCCAGGAUUGUUAACACAGAGUGCAUGCGGUUACUGUUUGAUGCCCACAACCUUCGGGAUCACCUCGACGCUCAGUUUGAGUUCCAUCUUUUCGGUAGUGGCAUAUUCUGCAGCCGGCUAUCUCAUGCCCUUUUUGACCCGGAACUAGAUACUGCUGAACGCAAGAGAGGCGUUGCAUUAAGCGGUGGGACGAUGGGCUUACGUUUGGUGGGUCGAGACACUUGGCCGCCGGCUAGCUCAGAACUACGUUUGGCACUCAUGGGAGUCAUCAAGGAAAGCCGCGACCCGCCUGGUCGGCACGAUCUAGAUCCUCUCCCUGGAGACAUGAGCUUUUCAAUCCGGGAGCUGUCCAACGAAGAGAUGGAGAAGUGUAUGGAUCCCAACUCGCUCGAGGCGCUCGACUUCCUUCGUCUUACGUACAAACCGCCCGCUCCGCUGGCGCCCAUCAUCACUCAUGCUGCUCUCGACCGGUAUGAUCGGAUAUUCAGGCUCCUGCUUCGUAUGUUGCGCAUGCUCUUCGUUUCGAACCAGCUCUUCCGUGGUCAUGCAGGGCAGCCAUCCAGCGACCCUGUGGAGCAUCGCUUCCGGUUCGAGGCGCGUCACUUUGUCUCCACAAUUGCUGCUCACUUCUUCGGAGAAGGGGUCGCAGGUCCAUGGCGUCGCUUCGUGGAAUGGCUUGACCAUGUUGAGUUCACCGUGUGUGCCGGUAGAGCUGAUGCCGAUGGGCACAAAAUUCCCGCCAGAGCUGUAGACGUACUCGGCCCUGAGCAGCUACGGGGUCGUCACGAUGAGCUUCUCAGUGAGAUCAUGUCAGCUCUGCUGCUCCGUAAGCACCAGGAGCCUGUUUUGAGGCUGCUCAACGACAUAUUCACUCUGAUUCUACGAUUCGCCGGAAGUGACGGGCGGUCCUGCCGCGGGCAGGAGGCCGGGGGGCAUUUAAAUAAAACGUCAUUGUAUUGGGAGUUUCGACGCAAGGUAGAGGUUUUUAUGACAGUCUGCAAAGGCCUUGCCGAGAAAUCUGCCGACGCAAAGUCCAAGGCGGGCUCUAUUGCCCAACUGGUGCUGGUUCUAGAUAUGUCUGGCUUUUACUCUAAGCAUAGUUGA